GUUUGCACGUUUCUGAUCAAUUCAUGCGUAUUCUAUGUAGAUAUAUUUGUAAGUAGAUGUUUGCUUCGGAAAUGUGCGGAUUUAUUUAUGUAAAAUUUUUUUUAAACCUGAACGGAAUGAAAAAUCUGAGGGGUGAGAAGAGGGAAAUAAGAUGGCCGCGGCGCGCGACCAAUCUUGGUUAGUCAGUUUAGCGGCUAAAUGUCUGUCUCAUGACUCUCAUGUAAUUCUCAAACAGUUUCGUGUAUCAGAUAAAGUAAACAGAAACUCUAUGUAUAUUGUUAUCGUCGCAAAACAGAAAGAUCUUACGCAUAUGUGAUGUUUGUGUUUCCAUCAAAUGCAAUGUGUCAAACGUGACGUGCGUUGACCGCGCACGUCCGACACAUUAAAUCACAGUAAGUUAGGUGAACACACGUGUAUUUCAGUUUUACAGAAGAAAUUUGUGAGAAACACACAUAGCAGUAAAUACGAUUCGACACGAUGUUAGCAUUAUCGAUAUUUACAAUAAUUUUAAUGAACUUUUAUGUCGUGUAUUGUCAAAAUAUCGACAUUGACAGAAACGGUUACAUCGCUUAUUGUCCUUGCAUGGGACGCUUUGGCAAUCAAGCAGAUCAUUUUUUAGGAGCUUUGGGAUUCGCCAAGGCUCUGAAUCGCACUCUGCUGUUGCCGGCGUGGGUCGAAUUUCGUACAGGAGAGCCAAGAUCUAUACAAGUAUCAUUUGAUACCUAUUUCAAUGUCUCGCAAGUACAAAACUGUCACAAAGCGAUGCUGAUGGAAGACUUUAUGAGAGAUAUCGCGCCAAAGAUAUGGCCACCUGAGGAAAGAGUAUCCUUCUGUUACUCGCCUCGCGACGGGAGCAAGAAGGAACAAUCGUGCAACGCGAAACAUGGAAAUCCAUUUGGUCCUUUUUGGGACACGUACAAUGUAGAUUUUGUUAAAUCGGAAUUUUACGGUCCUCUUCAUUACGACGUGUAUCACACCGAUAUGAAGAUACAGUGGCGGCAACGUUAUCCAGCCGCGACUUGGCCGAUGCUGGCUUUCACGGGUGCGCCGGCUAGUUUUCCGGUGCAAUUUGAAAACAAACAUCUGCAGAAGUGCCUUAUUUGGAACAACAACGUGGCGGAUAAAGCCAGAACGUUUAUAAAGGAGAAAUUACCGAAGGGCGCGUUUGUUGGUAUACAUCUGCGAAAUGGAAUCGAUUGGGUACGCGCUUGUGAACAUGUGUCGUUCACAUCAAAUCUCUUCGCCGCACCUCAGUGUCUUGGUUACCGUAACGAACGUGGCAAAGCGACCUCGUCUAUGUGCUUGCCAUCGUUUGAAUUAAUAGUACGUCAUCUGAAACGUGUUAUCCGCAACGGCAAUGACAUCAAAUCCGUAUUUGUUGCAUCUGACAAUAAUCACAUGCUAGACAAACUUCAAGAAGCUCUGGCACGCAUGAAGAUACCUGUGUUCCGUCAAGACCCACCGGCAUCGCCUCAUUUAGAUCUAGCGAUUCUCGGAAGGGCGAAUUACUUCAUAGGAAAUUGCAUCUCUUCUUUCUCCGCUUUCGUGGCCAGAGAAAGAGAGGUAAAGGGAUAUCCGACGUUCUUCUGGGGAUUCCCUAAUGAAAAAUCCUCCAUAACUCACACGGAAUUAUAAUAAUUCUAUUCUCAUCUUUGUAAUCAAACGCACAUCAAGAUUCACGCGAGUAAGCAAUAACGUACACACAUUAUUUAUACCAUUUUAUACGCAAUUGUAAUAUACAUACAAACGAAGUUUCGAUGCAA
Pseudomyrmex gracilis is the source of this 1763-nucleotide messenger RNA. It is a transcript of the gene O-fut1, whose product is annotated as GDP-fucose protein O-fucosyltransferase 1. Gene Ontology annotation, biological process: Notch signaling pathway; protein O-linked glycosylation via fucose. NCBI's taxonomy places the organism in Eukaryota, Metazoa, Arthropoda, Insecta, Hymenoptera, Formicidae. The coding region runs from base 478 to 1635 and encodes 385 amino acids. The record is from RefSeq and is a predicted model, not a curated record. Gene Ontology annotation, molecular function: peptide-O-fucosyltransferase activity. The transcript is spliced from 6 exons.